Messenger RNA from Pyricularia grisea, 1461 nucleotides. RefSeq lists its product as uncharacterized. The transcript has 2 exons. Bases 1 to 1461 code for a protein of 486 amino acids. The record is from RefSeq and is a predicted model, not a curated record. Lineage: Eukaryota; Fungi; Ascomycota; Sordariomycetes; Magnaporthales; Pyriculariaceae.
AUGGGUGAUCGCUACGCCACACGUCGUUUCUACGACCGGGAUCCGCAGUUCGACCCUCGCUACCGUCGUCGAGAUGACGACUACAGCGACGACGAUGAAACUCAGAUCCGGAUCCAGACCACCCGCAGGGAGCGAGAACCUCCGCGCGGAGUGAACUACAUUCAGCCUCGCGAUGCUGAUCCGCGAGGAGCCCGGAGGUACUUUGAUGGACCCAACGUGGUCGUGUCGGAGCAGACAAUGGUGAGGACGCGAUCAAAGUCGCGUGAGCGACGAUCCGCACCAUCACCACCCGAUCGGCAACAGCAAGCCGCCGGUGGCAACCAGAUCGUCAUCAACAACUACAACGACCACUCGUCCUCCUCGGACAGCGAGUCUGACCGCUCGACCGACGUUUCCCACCGCAGUCGCCACAGCCACCACAGCCACCACGGAAGGGGUAUGCCGGGUGGCUUCCCGCCGCCGCCUCCUCCUGCUCAUCCCUUUGGCCGAGGGAUGCCGAUGGCGCCGCCGGGCCCUGCAGUUCGUGAGACGCAGAUGGAGCUCGAGCGCACCCGCAGGCAGCUCGAGGAGCUCCGCAUGCGCGACGAAGCCAUCCAGCGCGAGAGGGAGGCCGAGAUGCAGCUGGCCCGCCACAGGGAGGAGUGGGAGUUCAACCUCACCCGGCGGGAGCUCGAGGACCUCCGGGCGCAGCGCAGCCGCGAGAUAGAAGACCGCCGCCGCGAGAAGGAGACGCGCGAGGAGGAGGAGCUCCGUCGCGCCAAGAAGGAGCUCGACGAGAUCAAGCGGCGCGAGGAGAAGGAGGCCGAGGAGGAGCGGCUCGCGCGCGAGUACGAGAUCAAGCGACUGGAAAAGGAGAAGAAGGCGGCCGAGGAAAAGGCCAAGCGCGAAAAGGCCGACAAGGAGGCCGUCGAGCGCUUCAAGCUCGAGCAGGCCGAAAAGGAGCGCAAGGAGAGGGAGGAGAAGGAGCGCGCCGAAAAGGAGUACCAGCGCCGUCUCCAGGAGGACCUGAUCAACUCGGGCGUCGACGAAAAGCACAUCAAGGCCAUCAUCAAAAAGGAGAAGAUCCCAGAGGAGAAGCCCGAGAAGCCCAAGGGCAAGGAGCGUGCUACCUACACCCGCAUGGCCCGUCGGCAUCUGUCAAUCGAGGCGCUCAACGCCUUCAGAAUUGACUUUGAAUACGAUCAGGAUCCAAACUAUGUACUUAUCAAACGUUGGGUUCCCGAGGAAGAGCAAGACCAGCUCUGGAACUACACACGCAUCAUCCGGGAAAGGAGGAUGGUGCUUCCCGUACACACUACAGACAUCCAGAAGACGGUCGUCAACCAGGAGCACGUUGUUCACCACCACCACCGGUCAAAGUCAAAGAGCAAAGGCGAAGACUUCAUCUUUGUCAAGAAGAAGCGCGAACGAUCUCGAUCUCCGAGUCUGUUGAUGUAUCUUGCCGGUGCUCAGCCUCGUUAG